UUGGAGAGCAUCGGAGAACGGGUGACGAAAUUUUUAUUAAGACGAAAAUACCCCCGAAGGGUAACAAAUUCUCGUCUCAUGGACACGGUGGCAUUUCUCGAAUUCUAUCACUCCCGAGGGGCUUUUUGUUACUGCCCCUCCCUGUCGCCAUGCGAGCCCCGAUCUGUCUUAGUUCUUAGCUCUUAGCUCUCUCUCUCUCUCUCUCUCUCUCUCUCUCUCUCGCUCGCUGAGCUCUAGAGGGAGAAAGAGGAGAGAGAGAGGGGAAGAGAGAGAUUUUUCUUCCCUUUUCGCUCUCGGAUGCGAGCAAGGGAACAGAAGAGGGAAAUUUCUGCGGCAAAGGGUGGAAUGAUGUUGGUCGUAAAGCAGUACCGCUGCACACACUCAUCAACUUGUAUAUGUAUGAAAGGUCAUCUGAGUGAGGAUGCAAUUUUUCUUGUGUUUCAACACCUAAAUUGGAACCCCAGAUUGAUUGCUGCAAUGUCGUGUGUUUGCAAAUGGUUUGAUGAGGUUGCCAAGCGGGUUUUAUGGAAGGAGUUUUGCCGAACAAGGGCUCCAAAGAUGAUGCUAGAUUUGCAGUCCAGUGGAAGCCACAGUGUUGAUGGAAACUGGAAAGCACUGGGGAAGCUUCUCAUCUAUUGUUCAGGUUGCAGCAAAGGGGGUCUGUUUAAUACCAUCCAUAUCCCAGGUCACUUUGUUUACAGGACUCGGUUUUCUAGGACUUCAGGGAAAAGUUUUCUUAUUCCACAAUGCAGAACAGAUGUACUGUAUGUAUCAGACCCUUGCGAGCAUCUUGAUCAGGGAGAGGAGGGUGAUGUGGGCUUUUUUCGUGGUGUCUUCAAGUCGUUUUCUUUUUCAAGAGUUAGGAAGAUGCUGAUUGACAGGCAGGCAAAGUUUCAUCCCACAGAGGUGUGUCCAUACUGUAAAGCAAAGUUGUGGAGCAUGCUGCAAGCAAACAUGAUACCAAGAAGUGCUUCCUGCAGGUUGGGUGCUUAUGAUGAUUGCAUAGAGUAUUAUGUAUGCCUCAAUGGCCAUAUGCUUGGAAUAUCCACUCUCUUACCACUCUCAGACUCGGAGGAGGUGUCAGAGUUGGAGUGAUGCUCAGAAUUUGACACAGAUUUUCAAGCAUUGAAGAUUAGGAUACUUCCUUAUUGCUGCAUUACAUUGUGGAUCAUGUUGGUUACUGUUCAAGAAAGAUCUCGUAGAAAGGUGAUGCAGGGAUCUUCUCUCAUAUCAUAUGUAACAGGGUAUGCAGAUCGCAUAGGUGUUUAUCUUUUGGAUCUGCAAGCACAGAGAAAGCUGUUCUUUAGUCUCUUAUUCUAUUUAUUGCGUAAAUGAAAGAAUUUAGGUGAUAGUCAUAGCCCAAUAUCACUGUAAUUGAAUUAUCAUACUGUUUUCCAUGUACCCAUGUGUAAAAAUAUGCUUUGCAUAUGUAGUUUCGUGGCAUUUUGUCAUCCUUGGGAUUAAUUUUUUCUGUUUUCUGUCUAGAAGCGUGUGCAAUUGUGCAUUCUUCAUUUUUCAUCGC
Molecule: messenger RNA, 1522 nt
Organism: Phoenix dactylifera (date palm)
Lineage: Eukaryota; Viridiplantae; Streptophyta; Magnoliopsida; Arecales; Arecaceae
Product: EID1-like F-box protein 2
Molecular function (GO): protein binding
Source: RefSeq, a predicted model, not a curated record